AUGUCAACUAGAGUUGAUAUUCCUGCUGAAAAAAGUGCUGUUGCUAAAGUAACAGCACCUCUAAUCGGAGCUUCCGCCCAUGGAAAGGGAGGAUACAAGAAAGGGCUUGCUAUAUUCGACUUCGUUUUGAGGCUAGGUGCUAUAACAGCCGCUCUAGCUGCCACUGCCACAAUGGGAACUAGUGGUCAGACCCUUCCCUUCUUCACCCAGUUCUUCCAAUUUGAGGCCGGCUAUGAUGAUCUUCCCACUUUUCAGUUCUUUGUGAUUGCAAUGGCAAUAGUUUCAGGCUAUCUCGUCCUUUCCCUUCCAUUCUCCAUUGUAGCCAUUAUUCGUCCACAAGCUAUUGGACCAAGGCUCCUCCUCAUUAUUUUGGACACUGUCGCCCUAACUCUAAACACGGCCGCCGCGGCUGCUGCUACUGCCAUAGUAUACUUGGCUCACAAUGGCAACGCAAGUGCAAAUUGGCUUGGUAUCUGCCAACAAUUUGGUGAUUUUUGCCAAAGCGUCAGUGGGGCUGUGGUGGCCUCUUUCAUAGCAGCUGUCAUGCUCAUGUUCUUAAUUGUGAUUUCUGCUUUAGCUCUCCGAAAGCAUUGA
Molecule: messenger RNA, 594 nt
Organism: Dovyalis caffra
Lineage: Eukaryota; Viridiplantae; Streptophyta; Magnoliopsida; Malpighiales; Salicaceae
Source: the annotation of a GenBank genome assembly